AUGCCGCCACGCUUGCUAGUCAGUGGGGAAAACGUCGCCAGUGGCGGGGCAUCUGAUGGUACAGAACACGGGAUUCUUCCGGCUGCUAGUGUUGACGCGCCUCAAAAGUCCUCUCAUGACUCAGCAUCUUAUGGUGCAGAGCACGGGAUUCUUCCUGCUGCUGGUAGCAGAUUUUUACUGCCAACGCAGUGCUUCUCACAUGCAGAGCAACCAGGGGGGUAUCAAUUCAACAGUGGUGAUGCAGCGGGCAGCAGUGCUGGGACUGGUGCAUGGGAUGGUGCUGGGAGUGGUGCUGGUGGUGCUGGAAGUAGUGCUGGUGGUGCUGGAAGUAUUGCUGGUGGUGCUGGGAGUGGUACUGGUGGUGCUGGGAGUGGUGCUGGUGGUGCUGGGUGUGGUGCUGGUGGUGUUGGAAGUAUUGCUGGUGGUGCUGGGAGUGGUACUGGUGGUGCUGGGAGUGGUGCUGGUGGUGCUGGGAGUGGUGCUGGUGGUGCUGGGAGUGGUGCUGCUGGUGCUAGGAGUGGUGCUGGUGGUGCUAGGAGUGGUGCUGGUGGUGCUGGGAGUGCUUCUACUGGAGCUGGGCGUGGUGCUCGUGGCGCCAGGAGUGGUGCUGGUGGUGCUGGGAGUAGUGCUAGUGGUGCUGGGGAUGGUGAUGGAAAUGCUGCUGGGGACGAUGCUGGUUAUGCUGCUCAGGAUGCUACGCGGGAUGGCGCGGCCUGCAGUGCAGCCAGAAGUGGCGGUGGUCACACGGCUUCUGGCACACAGGGGGAUCACAGGCCUCAUACGUUGGGAGAGGAGCACGCAGAGGAGAGGAAGCGCAAAAGGAAGCUAUCCAACUGUGCGUCCUCGCGGCGAGCACGGCAGCGGCAGCAGGAUCGUCUGGCACAGCUUGAAAUGGACGCUGCGAAUCUGAAGCUGGACAAUGCGAGCGCACAUCGACAGUUGAAAGAGGCUAAUGAGCAGAUACGGCAGUUCCAAGUGGAAAAGGAGCAGUCGGAGCAAGAAGUGAGGCGAUUGCGACUGGAGUUGAGCAGUAUACUGCCGUCCGGUUGGAAGAUUCGUGAGGAUGGGGGCGUGGAGGAGGGUGAAGCAUGCGUCCAAAGCGAGCCGGGAGCUGCUCGGUGCCAAGGUGUUGGUAGCGGCGGGGCUUCCUCUGACCCGUUGCCAUCCAGGGGAGUAGAGAACUUGUAA
Molecule: messenger RNA, 1188 nt
Organism: Closterium sp. Naga37s-1
Lineage: Eukaryota; Viridiplantae; Streptophyta; Zygnematophyceae; Desmidiales; Closteriaceae
Source: the annotation of a GenBank genome assembly